Molecule: messenger RNA, 1965 nt
Organism: Effrenium voratum
Lineage: Eukaryota; Dinophyceae; Suessiales; Symbiodiniaceae
Source: the annotation of a GenBank genome assembly
AUGGAGGUGGGCUUUUGGCGGUUCCUCACCGAGCCGGACGCCGACGGGCUCCCGCUGAAGCAGCGGAUCCCGGAGGUGGCGCUGUUCCGCGGGUGCUCCCUUCUGGCCGGAUUUUAUUCGAAUCAGCGGGGCUUGCUCCAGAAGCGGGCCAGCUGCAGCAAGCAGUUCUUGCUGGACCGGCUCCUGGCGCUGUCCACGAAGACGGCGGACGCGCGGGACCUCUGUGCACAGACGCCGGUGGCGAUUCUGCGGCACCACGCAGGCGCUCCAUGCGUGCCGAAGGCGCAGGUGCUGAGCGCUUCCCAGCUGAUGGAGCUCUUAGAAAGGACGGAGCGGGGCCAGGUGCCGCGCGCCGCAAAUGGCCUCCCGCACCUGGGCGAGGAGGAGUGGUCCCUGCAGUCCCUGGUCUUGCCACCCAGCAACCUCCGCAUAGUCAGCGUAUACUCCCGUGAGCCGAACGGAGACGAGUCCUGGGACGUGGUGGGCCAAGCCUUCACGCAGGCGUAUCCGCUGAGCAACGCUCCCUGGCAAGGAGGUGCGUCGCCCUCAUCGAAGGUGCCGGUGCCCGCAGCCUUGGCCUCGCAGGUGGAAGCCAAGUCCCGGCACCUGGUGGCGUACGUGCAGCGCUUCCAUGGGCGAUCGCUUCUCAGUCUCGUCUCGGAGUUCGUGCCGGAUGCCGCGGGCAAGGCGGUGCUGCACGGUUUCUGGAAGGUGGAGCUGUCGGACAAGCCGGGCGGCGCCGCCUUUUCCUGGGAUAGCGAGAUGCCGUCCACGGCGCUGCCCUCGGAAAUGCACAGCUCCAGGCCCACCAGCGCCACCUUCUCCGCGGUGCAGUCCAGGCCGGCGCGCGGGGAUCUUCGGCCGCCCCUCGCCCGGCCGGAUGCCUCUCAUUCGAGCGGAGCGGGCGGCCGAAUGGGCGUGGAUGGCCAGCUGUUCCUCGCGGCCGGGGCAAUCAGCUGCUGCGCCGUUAAGGCGCAGCGGGCGCUCCGGAAGCGCUCGCUGCCGCUGCGCAAGGCGGAGGAGACCAAAGGCGACGACGUGAACUCGAAGCUGCGGGUGACCGUGCGGAACAACGUGAAGAUGACGGUGUGCCGCGUGGGGCUGUGGUCCAUCUUCACGGGGCUGGGGGCGUAUCUCCUGUACCCCUCCCUGCAGCAGUGCCUGUGGGUGGCCCUCACGGGCACGAAGCAAGUGGUGCCUCUGGGCGAUGUGGCCUCGGGCUAUGUGGGGAACAUCCUGGCGCUGAUGAGCGUGCUCUUCUCGAUCCUGGCGGGCAACUCCUACACUUCCCUCUACAGCCAAAACGAGGCCAUCUUCUGCGCGCUCUUCGCGGAGGUCUCGGAGGCGAAGGCCUUGAUGGAGCAGAUCGCGCUGGUCUGCUCUGGGAGGCCCUUCUACCGCUCCGCCCUGGAGAACAUCCGCCGCUACGUGGAGCGGGACUUGAGGCGCCUGGACCGCCCCCCCUCCAUCCUCUGCGCCAUCAAGCCCCGCGAUGACCCGCUGGAGAGCAUCCUGUACCUCACGAGCGUUGGGGUUCCAUCGGCGGUCUACGAGACGGUGAGGAGCCUGCGCCAGCGGCGGGGGGACCGCCUGGGCGCGGUGCAGCGUAAGCUGCCGCCGGUGCAGAUGGCGCUACUCUACGUCCUUGGAGGCUUUAACCUCCUGAGCUUGCUGCUGUUGGCUUUGCAGACGCCCUCUCUGGUCGAGAACCGCCUCUGCCGGUCGCUCUUCGCGGCCAUGGCCGGCGCUCUGAUGAUGACCAUGCGGGUCAUCCAUGAGCUCUGGACCCCCGUGGGCGGCGCCUACAACGUGGACGGGGUGCUCAGGGUGAUGAUCCGCGGCCUGGAGGACGAGUUGGACCAGCGCCUCAAGGGGAAGACCUUCUCGGACACGCGGCUGCCGCCUCCACCGCCGAGCUUCCAGAAGCCGGCGAUGCCGGCGGCCGCCACUCCCGCGGAGUCUUAG